AUGCCAAGCAAUGGGGAUACUGAGCAGCGCACCGAGUUCUUUCCGCAGUAUUGCCAGGUCAAGGCCUACCCGUCCAUGGGUGGGGUCGUCCUUGGCUUCUUCACUGCUGUCCAGCUCAAGGAGCUUGGCCUUUCCAACAUGGUGCCGACGCCGCGUUCGCAUAACGAUACCGAGGAGGACAACCUUGCCCUUUCCAUGAUGCGACAGGGAGCACAUUGGUGGCCGACUUGGGACCUGUACCAGCGCCACUACGACUGCCUCACCGACAAGCUUGUACCGUAUGACUUUCACUUUCCACCACGCAUCAAUGUUGGGUACCCAUCUUCCGGCAGUGGAGUCUGGGUGUUCAAGUUCUCAGAAGACAGGAUGAUGCUCAAUGACGAGGAGCCCAUCAAGCCUUCACUGGAAUACAUGCCGGAUGAUUGGUACGGACGGAUCAACAUGGCAGUCACGGCCGAUGAGAGGUGCGACGUGCUCAAGUCAUUUGGUGCCAGAUUCUAUGAAGAAGUCAAGGAGUGCGAGGACAUUCCAAAUACCCUCGAGGAAGGACGUCUGAGAGGCGAGAGGUACGCGUUGCUGCUGCGUAAGAUGGAAGACGACGAUUAUCUGGACAGGUGGCUGGAACAUGGCGUGGCGGACACGGUUUGA
Molecule: messenger RNA, 648 nt
Organism: Purpureocillium lilacinum
Lineage: Eukaryota; Fungi; Ascomycota; Sordariomycetes; Hypocreales; Ophiocordycipitaceae
Source: RefSeq, a predicted model, not a curated record